Molecule: messenger RNA, 1521 nt
Organism: Eucalyptus grandis
Lineage: Eukaryota; Viridiplantae; Streptophyta; Magnoliopsida; Myrtales; Myrtaceae
Product: proline-rich receptor-like protein kinase PERK2
Exons: 5
Coding region: 1-1521 (506 amino acids)
Biological process (GO): protein phosphorylation
Molecular function (GO): protein kinase activity; ATP binding
Source: RefSeq, a predicted model, not a curated record
AUGGUGUCAUUGGGGCCGGGUUGCACUGGGCCGCUGAGGGAUGCCUCCGUCGCAUUGUGCUCCCCUACUCCUCCCCCGCCGGCGACUCCGGUGCCUCCUCCAGGCAAUGCUCCAUCGGCGAGUCCAGUGCCUCCCCCGACAGCGAGUCCUCCCCCGUCGUCAAACUCCCCGACUCCAUCGACUUACUCCACCUCUUCUCCACCAGCGUCUCCGCUAAUUUCUCCAAAUGGGGGCUUGCCGCCGUGGAAGCUGGCGCUGAUAGUGGGGAUUGGGAUUGGGGGCCUCAUCGUGUUGGUUGGGUUGUGCAUAUUCGUGAUUAUUAAUCGAAGGAAGAGGAGGCGGCUUGAUUCGGGGAGUUGUCCUCCACCGGGGCCUAAAGGCAUGGAAUUAGGCUUUGCACAGAACAAAUUCACGUACAAAGAGAUAAAAAUAGCAACAGGUCAUUUCUCCAAUUUCAACUUACUUGGCCAAGGUGGCUUUGGCUACGUUCAUAGAGGAGUGCUUUCAAGCGGGAAAGUAGUUGCAAUCAAACAGUUAAAAGUUGGAAGCCGACAAGGGGAGAGGGAAUUUCAAGCAGAGAUCGAGAUUAUCAGUCGCAUCCAUCAUAGACACCUUGUUUCACUCGUUGGUUAUUGCAUUUCUGGUGCUCAUAGAAUUCUGGCCUAUGAGUUUGUUCCAAAUAGCACAUUGGAAUUUCAUUUGCACGGAAAGGAUCAACCAACCAUGACUUGGACUAUAAGGAUGAAAAUUGCUUUAGGUUCUGCAAAAGGGUUAGCAUAUCUGCAUGAGGAAUGUAAUCCCAAAAUCAUUCACCGUGACAUCAAAGUUGCUAAUAUUCUUCUGGAAUCCAAUUUUGAGGCAAAGUCCGCGAACACCGCCUCACCGCGCACGCCGACGCCGCCCGGGAGCUCAAGCCGCCCCAUCGCCGCAAUAGCCCGCGCCGCCCCGAGUCCCCGACGCCCGAGUCUUCCUCCGCCCAAGCCCACCGUGCCGCGCCGAGCCCCCGCCCCCGCUCCGCUCGCGUUUAUUCCGCCCGAGCGCCCGGCCGACGCUUGCCGUGCAGCCGUGACUGCAAAUGCGCCUCCGCCCAAGCACCGGCACUCGAUUCACCCCUCGCCGCCGUUGCUAUACGUUUCUAUAGCAGAUCCCGAGCUAUCCUCGCCCCGACGUCCGUCACUCCGCCCGUCCCCUAUGCCCGCAAGCUCGCAUCGCCGCCUCAGCCCGUCUUUGCUCGCGCCAACCCGACACUCCGCUAGCGUCGCUGCUGUAUCUUCGUCGGCCACCUCCGUCCACGAGCACCCGCAACCCCUCGCGACCGACGUUGCACUGCAGCGGCUCCGCCCGAACGACGACACCGAAGCCGCCGCCAAUUCGAGUUUGAUCGACCCGAACAGCCUCCGCCCGACGCCCAUCCGACCGUUGCUGACCUGCGAUCGGCGACCCAGUCGCAAGCCGUGGACCCGCGCCGCUCGAUCCGACUUGCCGCUGCCUGCCCCGCCAACAACGACCCACAAUGCCUAA